AUGUCACCCAGCGCUGAGCAGCGCGGCGGCAACAAGCAAGACCACGCUCAUGCAGAACAAAUUGAGAUAGCCAUUCCUUCCCGAGGCGACCUUGUCUAUGACAAUAUCGAGGAAAAGCCUGAGCUCCAUUUCCGAACCUGGAUAGCAGUUGCGGCAAUGUUCCUACUCAACUUUGUCCAGGUUUUCGCCUUGCAAGGUCCUCCAUCUGUCCUCUCUCACAUCGGCCGCUCCAUUGAUGCUACGAAGUCGCAGACCUGGAUACCGAAUUCCCUAUCUUUGGUUCAAGCUGUGCUCGGACCAAUGAUCUCCUCUGCAUCAGAUGUCUUUCAAGCCCGGAAAAUAUUGCUGGUCUCAUCUUGCUGCAUAUCGUUCAUCGGCAGCGCUACUGCGCCUAGUUGUCGAAGCAUUGGCAGACUCGUUACUGCGCAAGCAUUAAUUGGAGUCGGCUUCGCAAGUGUGCCGUUAACGUACUGUGUCCCUUCUGAGAUAUUGCCACGGCGGUGGAGACCUGUUGUGCAAGGAGCCAUGAAUGUCGCUUCUUCUCUCGCGGCAGUCUGUGCGCCAUUGUCAAUUGGUGCGUUGACGCGGGCUGAUCCCGAACACGGAUGGCGAAAGUUCUACUGGAUUCAGAUGGCGCUUUGGGGAGCGACAGCAAUCGGCAUACUGCUCGCGUACAGGCCCCCGCAACGACACACUUCCUUGGAUGGUCUGAGCCUACCUGCGAAAAUACUGAGUCUGGACUUAACCGGCUUUGCAUUGUUCACCAUUGGCCUGACGCUACUCUUGAUCGGCAUCAGCUUGGGAGGUGGUCUCUAUCCAUGGGAUAGCAGUCGCGUCGUCGGAACCCUGAUCGCUGGCGUGGUGCUUUGCAUUGCGUUCGGGAUAUACGAAUGGAAAGGCACUCGCACGGGGAUCUUGCAUCAUGAUCUCUUCCAAGGGGACAAUGGGCGAGGGCGCACCUUCUCGCUUUGCGUCGUUCUCAUCAUGAUUGAGGGCAUACUCCUCUUCUCAUAUAUCAUCUUCUACCCGGUCAUGACAGACAGUCUUUUCGAGCAAGAUGCGUUCUUACUUGUUCUCCGAGGUGAACCUUUCUGGAUAGGUUGCGCCGUGUCCACCAUGGCCUAUGGUUGGAUUUCCACGAGGUUGAGAUCGAUCCGCACGCCCAUGUUCGUUGGCUACCUCUUAUGGACUGGUGCUAUCAUCGGGUUGGCGACCGUACAGCCUGGACAGGGAGUGAAUGCCACUGUUCUAUGUGGGCUUGCUGGCUUUGGCUGUGGUGCUCCACUGUGCCUGAUAAUUGCAGGCGUUCAGCUAUCCGCGCCUCACUCAUUGAUUGCUACGGCAACAUCCGUCACAACCUCAGGUCGCGCCGUAGCUGCUACAGUCUUCACGGCAGUAUAUAGUGCUGCGUACACGGACCGGACGACACGGCUUGUCCCGCAGUACAUUUCGGCGGCAGCACUAGCGGCAGGCCUACCUGCCAGCUCAGUCUCAGCUCUAGUGACUGCGCUCUCAGCGAACAACGAAACAGCGCUCGGCGACGUCGCUGAUAUCUCCGAACAGAUUGCGGCAGCUAGCUCAGCGGCACAGAAGCAUGCCCUCGCCGACUCUAUCAGGGUCGUGUACAUGAUUGCAGCACCGUUUGGAGCGCUGGCCUGCAUCAUUUGCUUCUUCAUGGGCGAUCUGACCAAGACUAUGAACUACCGGGUGGACGCUCCUGUCGAGGAGCUUAAAGCAAUACAUACGGUAGAGGGAUAG
Molecule: messenger RNA, 1758 nt
Organism: Didymosphaeria variabile
Lineage: Eukaryota; Fungi; Ascomycota; Dothideomycetes; Pleosporales; Didymosphaeriaceae
Exons: 1
Coding region: 1-1758 (585 amino acids)
Biological process (GO): transmembrane transport
Molecular function (GO): transmembrane transporter activity
Source: RefSeq, a predicted model, not a curated record